GGAGAGAGAGAGAGAGGAGUGGAAGGGAGGGAUGGGUUGGAUCACGAGGUUCGUAGUGGUCGUGGCCUUCCUUGCGGCAGGCGCCGUGUUCUUGCCGGAGAGCUCGAGUUCCGACGCCGACGGCGCUCUCGUCGUCUCCCUCAAGCUGGGCCACCUUUUGUGCUUCGCCACCGCUUGGGGUGCCGCUCUCUGGGCCACCUUCAUCGGUGGCAUCAUCAUGUUCAAGAACUUGCCGAGGCACCAGUUUGGGAACCUUCAGAGCAAAAUGUUUCCAGCGUACUUUUCUUUGAUUGCUGUCUGCAAUGCCAUCUCGAUAAUGGCAUUCUCAUACUUGCAUCCAUGGAGGAAUUCUACUUCGACAGAGAAGCUUCAGCUGGGAUUCUUGGCUUCGUCCAUGCUGUUUAACCUCUCAAACUUGUUCAUCUUCACACCGAUGACAAUAAAUAUGAUGAAACGGCGGCACAAAGUGGAAAGGGAAGCAAAUAUUGGUGAAGAGAUCGGGUGGUCGAAGAAUGUGGAAGUGGCAAAGGCCAACCCACAGCUAGCAGCUAUGAACAAGAAAUUUGGUAUGAUCCAUGGAUUAUCAUCACUAGCAAAUAUCUUUUCCUUUGGGAGCCUUGCCUUGCACUCAUGGUACUUGGCUGGCAAGCUUCUCCUGUAGAUUAGCCAUGUUUACGAGAAAUUUGUCACCUUUGCACCUAACGAAGCAAAUGUUCCUCGGCAACUUGCAUGUUAUGCUUCAGUUGUGAUUUGUGAAACAAUUCUGCUGUGACUGAGAUGAAGAAUGUAUAAUGAACUAUUUUUCUGGGUGCA
Messenger RNA from Nymphaea colorata (pocket water lily), 813 nucleotides. RefSeq lists its product as uncharacterized. Lineage: Eukaryota; Viridiplantae; Streptophyta; Magnoliopsida; Nymphaeales; Nymphaeaceae. The record is from RefSeq and is a predicted model, not a curated record. The transcript is spliced from 3 exons. The coding region runs from base 32 to 661 and encodes 209 amino acids.